AUGGAGGCAAGCCGGAUGAGCACCAAGGAAGUCUACCUGGACGAAGACACUCUCAAGGUCCCUGGCCUUGCCUUUGCCAUCAUCUCUUUCGUUGGACCUCAGGGGGCUCAAAAGUGCGAUCACUUUGGCCUGAAGAUAAGAGGUGCUUUCGAGACCUACGAACAGGCCAGCGAGCAUGCCAAGAGGCUCUCGAAGGUUGACCCGGCAUUCGACGUCUACGUGGUGGACAUGUACAGGUGGAUCUCAGCCCCCCCCGACCCCAACCUAAUCAACAAGAAGGUCUAUAACGAUCCGACCCUAAACACCCUGAUGGAGUCCUAUGAGGAGGAGCAGAAGAGGGCAAAGGAGAUUUUCGACGAGAGGAAGGCCAUCGUCAUGAAGGACGGCUUGGAAGCCCUUCCCCAAGAGGAAUCCCUGCCGACCAUCACCGAGGUGGACCCCAAGGAGGCCUCCUCCUCGCAAGAGGCCUCCUCCUCGCGCCUCUUUGUCUUUCUUAGCCCAGUGAUAAGCGUCCUCCAGCUGCUAGGGGUGCUGCUGGUCCUGGGGGGCAUCUUGAUCUACACGUCGGGGGACCUCAGGCUUGUCAGAGGCGUGCGCAAGAGGCUGCAGGGGCUGCCGGCCAGGAUGGAUGCAGCCACAGCGGCCCUCCGAGCGGCCGACGCGGCCAAGCAAGCGGCCGCGGCCGCUCAGAAAAAGACAACCGUCGAGUACCUGCCCUCAUUGGACAUGUUCUACAAAGUUAAAAUCUCCAUGGAGAACGGCAAGAAGAGAUCAAUUUUCCCCAGAUCAUGGGCCCAUCUCACGAGCGUUGAGAAGUGGCAGCAAAGCAUUGAUAGCAUCAUCUGCUCCAGCACUCGUGGCUGCAACGGGAUCGCAAUCCUGACGGGAAUAAGUGAUUGCUUUGUGCUGGACAUAGACACAACUUCCGACUCGAAGAAGCGGUCAGGGAUGGAACUUUGGAACCGUUUGGUUGCUGAGCACGGCGAGCCAGUGACGCUGAGGGCAAAGACGGGGAGUGGCGGUCUCCAUUACUACUUUUCGGCCUCCAACACGCCCCGUCUGAAGAAGACUCGCAACUUCGCAACCAUAAAGUACGAGGGGGAGACAUACGGCAUUGACGGACGCGGUGUGGGUGGUGUAGUCUUCUGCCCACCGAGCACUUACACGGACGAGGAGGGGAGGCUCUACGAGUACACUUGGGACUUUGGGGAGCCCCGCCUAGGCUGCAAUCCGAUGCCGGACUGGUUGACCAGCCUGGUGAAUGCUCAGGGGGGGCAGAUUGCGCCGGCAUUGCCCGACCCCGAUCUGGCACUGCCCUCAGCUGCCCUCAGCAUUGGGGCCCUGCAGGCAAGCCAUCAGGGGCCCGCCCGUGCAGACCCUGUGCAAUCGGGCGUACUCCACGAUGCCAUCGCAAGGGAGAUCAAGGAGCUGCUUUACGAGAGGGCGGGCGACAGCACGAGCCGGUGCACGACUACGAUCGACCAUGGCCCUUAUGGCACCUUCUACUGCUUCCGGGUGCAAGGGCCCCGCACCUGCUUCUUCGGACAGGCCCACGACGGGUCCAACAAUUAUAGUGUUUUGAAACGCGGCAAGAAGCUCUUGUACCGGUGCCAUGGGGCCACCUGCAGCAGAGAAAGGGUCAGGAGCCUCGGAGACCUCUCGCUAGAAGCGGCACUCUCGGAUGCCGGCAGUGAGCCUGUCGACGAGUCUGCCGACGACACCGUGUUCAACUUCCGAGACAUGAGCACGGACGAGCAGACCCUGCUGCUCAAGCUGGUGGCUGACAACAUCCCCGAGAAUUACACCGGGCUGGGGCGCAUCUUCGGGUACAUCUACGCCAAGGAGGGGCGGAUCUUGGUCACAGAUGCAAAGAAGUACUUUUACGUUUGGGCCGGCCAGAGGUGGGUCAGGGACGAUGGCAACCGGGUGGUCAGCACCUUCUGCACGCAGAUGGCGAGGCUGCUCAAGUGGUACGACAGGCAGCGGGAAGCCCUCACGAAGAAGAAGCUCGUUGAGAGGGGGCUCUGCAGCGAGGAUGAGGCGAUCACCUCCGUGAUUGCCACGAUGAGGAAGAGGGCGGGGAAGGAUCAGAUCAAGGAAGUUGAGGACCUCCUCUUUGAGCCUGACCUCCUCAGCUUCUUUGACCGCAACCUCGACAUUGUGUGCGCCCCCAAUGGCAUCCUGGACCUGAGGACCGGGCGCCUCAGCGCUCCGCAUCCGAGCCACAUGUGCUCCCGGUCCGUGGGGACUCGCUACAUGGGGCUUGAUUACCUCACGAGCCGCUUCCACGCCUUCGUCAUGGACAUCUUCAACUCUGAGCUCGAGGUAGUCGAGUGGAUGCAGCUCUUCCUUGGCUACUGCCUCACAGGCCACACGCUGGAGGAGAUGUUCUGUAUUCUGUACGGUGUGGGGGCCAAUGGCAAAGGGGCCCUCAAGCAGGCGCUCGCCAAAGCAUUUGGCACGUACUACACGGUCAUGAAUAAGGACUGCUUCAUCAAGCCGGGAGGCAAGAGGGCUGAGGGCGCGGCCACGAGCCACAUCAUGCAGCUCAAAGGGACCAGGUUCGCCGUCUGCGACGAGAGCGAAGAGAGGCAGCAGAUCAAUGGAGCCCUGAUCAAGGAGACCACCGGAGGUGGCGCAAUGACUGCCCGCGACCUCUUCAGCAAGUCAGAGACCUUUGUGCCAACGCACAAGCCAGUCCUGCUCACCAAUCACAAGCCGGACAUUGCGGACGCAGACGAGGGCCUGCUUCGGAGGCUCUGUCUCGUGCCAUUCGUGAACUGCUACAAGCCCGUUGGGGAGCUCGACCCCAACAACCCCCUUCACAAGCCGCAGGACAGCGCACUCAAGGACUUUCUCGAGUCCGAAGAGGGCGCGCGCCAGACUCUGGUAUGGAAGCUCAAAGAGGAGCGCAUCAGUCAGCUCCUGACAACCUCAGGAAUCGACUUCAAGAGGGAGCAUCACAUCGACUUUGGCUGUCUCCAGGGAACCUUUGCACGGCCAGACUUCAUCAUCCUGAUGGGAGGCAAGGUGAUCGUGGUAGAAGUGGACGAGUUCCAGCACGAGGCAUAUGGUGUUGCAUGUGAGGUCUCGAGGAUGCUGCGCAUCUACGAGGCUUGGAUGCUUGAGGGAAACGGCCUCCCCGUCCACUUCAUCCGCUACAACCCUGACCCGUACCAAGUUGAUGGGACAAGGAAGCGGGUCUUGAGGCGAGCUCGCGAGGCACGGUUGUUGGAAGCAAUUCACGAAGCAAGCAUGAGUACAAGGGAUGGGCUUCAAUUGCGCUACAUGUACUACGAUAUCGAGGAUGGUCAACCCGUGAUUGUCCAAGACCCUGCUUUUACAAUAGGGGACUGUUGUGUUGAGGCAAUAGGGUGA
Molecule: messenger RNA, 3378 nt
Organism: Klebsormidium nitens
Lineage: Eukaryota; Viridiplantae; Streptophyta; Klebsormidiophyceae; Klebsormidiales; Klebsormidiaceae
Source: the annotation of a GenBank genome assembly